UGCCAGAACACUAGCCAAUCAGACGCUCCCGUUUAGUGCGUGCACCGUGCUAUUGGACGCCGAGGUGUACAACAUGCCGCAGGAUGCCCAGGCAAGUGGCAUGAUGUCACGUACUGUAGAAUCAGGAGACCAAGAUGGCAAGACGUCUGUCAGGGAUCGUUUCAACGCCCGCCAGUUUAUGUCCUGGUUGCAAGACGUGGACGACAAGUUCGAUAAACUCAAGACGUGUCUUCUGAUGAGGCAGCAGCACGAGGCAGCAGCUCUUAAUGCUGUCCAGCGUCUCCAUUGGCAGCUGAAACUCCAGGAGCUGGAGCCAGUCGUGUACAAGUGCACCUCCAUCUUCGAGAUACCCGAGUUCUACAUCCCCCUGGUGGAGGUCAACGACGACUUUGACCUCACGCCCAUAUGACCCGUGACUUUUAGGCUACACGACCCACGGUAAGGGUCAGGCAGAGGACUGAUGAGGACCGAUCAUCUAGUGGCCAUCUACCUCGAACAGGAAUGAAGUGAUGGGGGGGGUCACAUGUUAGAAGGAAUGAGGUAGAGAAAAGAAAGGUCAAGCACUGAAGUUGACGGAACUUGGGGGUGCGUGGUUAGAGAGCACCGCUCUUGGGGGUGCGUGGUUAGAGAGCACCGCUCUUGGGGGUGCGUGGUUAGAGAGCACCGCUCUUGGGGGUGCGUGGUUAGAGAGCACCGCUCUUGGGGGUGCGUGGUUAGAGAGCACCGCUC
Molecule: messenger RNA, 729 nt
Organism: Oncorhynchus masou masou (cherry salmon)
Lineage: Eukaryota; Metazoa; Chordata; Actinopteri; Salmoniformes; Salmonidae
Product: ankyrin repeat domain-containing protein 12-like
Exons: 3
Coding region: 74-409 (111 amino acids)
Cellular component (GO): nucleoplasm
Source: RefSeq, a predicted model, not a curated record